GGUAAGUCAAUAUUACGUUUUUUCUCCCCUCCUCGCUGACAAAGGCAAAUGAAGCCAUGUUUUUUGCUUACAAACAAGUAACAUCUUAACGCCCGGAUACGGAGCCGUGCGCCGAUGCGCUGCGCAGGAGAGGCCGGUGCAACCUUCAACUCGCUCUUCUUAUUUAUCACAUCUGGACGUUUGGAACGGGAUAGACGAUUGCUUUUUACAAGAAAAAAACAAACACAGAGAGCUUUUACUCGGGAUAUCGUGUCUCUUUAAAGAAAACUACUUGGCCUGCAACUCUGAAAAGAGAGCGAGGACGCGGCGCCGAAACCACAGAGGAAAUAUUAUCGGAUACAGAAAAUGAGUUUCGGGGCGAGCUGGUGAACCAGCGGUGGACACGAGGCGAGAGGACCAGCAGCCGCUGUCAGGCCUCCCAGAGACUGCAGAGCCGUCGACCAAUCAUGAUGAGCGUAGAGGGUGACGAUAAGCGAACUCGCACUCGGUCCAAGGGAAUCAGAGUUCCUAUUGAGGUUGUAGGACAAGAGCUGAGCUGCCCCACCCCUGGAUGCAAUGGCUCUGGCCAUAUCAGUGGGAGAUACUCACGACACAGAAGCAUUCUGGGUUGCCCCAUAGCGAGAAAGCGCCGUCUAGACGAAGCAGAGGCAGAGCAGGAACAAGAACAGGAAACAGAACGGCCUGCCUCCAAGAGGAAGUCCCACCCCCUGAAACUAGCCCUAGAUGAAGGUUUCAGUGCAGAGAGUGACGCAAGCAGUGAGGCUGAGGGCGAUGGAGAGAAAACAGAAGGAGCCAAGGUAGAAGAGGAAGUGGAGGAGACAGACACAGGUGUGGAGGAGGAGAGAGAGGAAAUGACAGAACUCACACAGGACGGACAGACAAACGGUCGGGAGGAGAACACACAACAGAAAGAGGAGGAAGAGACGUAUAAGAAGGAGAACUUUGCAGCUGAUGAAGAGGAGGAGUGUGUGAUCAUCGAGCCUGAGCUCAGAGCAGCGGUACCUGCAGCCGAGGAGUGUCACUCUCCCUCACAGAGCACCGAGGAGGUGGCCAACUCUCUCCUCCACCUGGGCUGUGUCAACAACAACAAUGCUCCAACUGUGGCCAUUCAGCAGACUGUUGCUAUGGAGACCGAGAAGGAUGUCACAUUGGCUGUUACACAGGGUGAAGAAGUAAAGGACGGGCAGGAGAAGGACACGAACGAAGGAGAAGAGGAAGAUGAGGAGGUGGCACAUGGAGUUCAAGCACUGAAGGAGUCAUCUGCUCUGCAGCAGGAGGCAGCUGAUGUGGAGGAUGAGCAAGGGGAGCACGAAGAUAUGAGCAACCACGUGAGCCCACAGCAUCUGACUAAAAGUGACCAGUGUGAACAGUUCAUAGGUAAAGACAAUGAAAAAGAAAAGAUAGUAGUGCCAAUGCAGCAGAGGCAGGGCACUUCAGCAGAUGAGGAGGAGCACAGGGGUGUUUUGCCCAUUUCUGAUGUGCCAACUGCUAUCCGCAUCAUCACCAGCACCGCAGCAGCUCAGGGAACACACAUCAAGGCUGAAGACCACAGGGCCAGUCCUCUGGAGGACUACAACUCAUGCGGGGCAAGUCCCUUUGAGAAUAGAGCCAGUCCACAAGACAGCUCUCUUAAGGCUAGCUCAAUUCCGAACUAUAAGGCCAGCCCUCCUUUAAGCUACAGCUCCCACAGGGCCAGUCCACUGGAGGACUACUUUCCCAUUCCCAGAGGGGAGAACUACAAAAUCCACAAAGCUUCAUCCUCAGCCUCUCCUGACAUUAUCGAGGUACGAUCCGAUAAGUCAGAGGACAAAGACUUUGACGACGUGGAUGGAGAUGACGAGCGCGAUGAUGAAGACAGCCUGUCGCAGCGCUCGGCAGUGACGGACGAGUCAGAGAUGUUCGACAUGACCCGAGGGAACCUGGGCCUGCUAGAGCAAGCCAUUGCCCUGAAGGCAGAGCAGGUGAAGCCAGCAGGGCCCAGAGAGCUGCUCUGCACACCAGAUAUCCACCACCAGCGGUACUUCACCAUGGAGGACAGGCCCAAGCACCUGGAGGUCAUCCGCAAGAGCUAUUUCAGCAAAGAGAGCAGCAGGCCAGAGAAGAGGGAGAACAAGUGUCCCACACCGGGAUGUGAUGGCACUGGUCACGUGACCGGUCUUUACCCCCACCACCGCAGCCUGUCAGGCUGUCCGCACAAGGACAGGAUCCCCCCAGAGAUUCUGGCCAUGCAUGAAAACGUGCUGAAGUGUCCGACUCCUGGCUGCACAGGUCAGGGCCAUGUCAACAGCAACCGCAACACACACCGCAGUCUUUCUGGUUGUCCCAUCGCUGCUGCAGAGAAGCUGUCUAAGAGCCACGAUAAGCAGCAUCUCUCUCAGUCAGGGAGCGAGCACCUCAAAGGAAGUCCCAAUGACAGAGUGCUGAGCCCCACCCUGACGUCCUCUCCCUCUCCCCCCUGCAGACCCAUGUGUUUUGUGAAGCAGCUAGAGGUGCCCCAGUACGGGAGCUACAGGCCCAACAUGGCGCCUUCCACACCUCGCGCCAACUUGGCCAAGGAGCUGGAGAAGUACUCCAAGGUGUCCUUCGAUUAUGCAAGCUUCGAUGCUCAAGUGUUCGGGAAGCGCACGCUUGCUCCAAAGAUGCCCACCAGCGAAACCUCACCUAAAGCCUUCAAAACUAAGCCGUCAUUCCCCAAGUCAUCAUCACCUAGCCUCAGCCUCCACGGUUAUGGGAAAAGCUCCUCAUUGGCCUACGACUACGCCCAUGAUGCCGAAGCUGCUCACAUGGCUGCCACUGCCAUCCUUAACCUGUCUACUCGCUGCUGGGAGAAACCUGAGAACCUUAGCACCAAACCCCAAAACAAGGAAAUGGACAUUGAAGUGGAUGAGAACGGCACCCUGGACCUGAGCAUGAAAAAGCCCAUUAAACGAGAGGGAAGUCUGUCUGGGACGAGUCCCGACGUUCGGUCUCCAGACCCUUCCUCCUCCUCUUCCUCGCUGCAUCAUGGUGGAAACAGCGGGAUGACAUCACCAAGCAUACACACCUACAAGCAGGAGGACUGGGAGGGACCUCUGGAUUACACCAAACCUAACCGUCAGAGAGAGGAGGAAAUGGACGAGAUGGAGCAUACCGGCCAGUCGUACGUCUCAUCCGAACCAGAGGACUGUGACAUGAUGCAGGAUUGCCUAGAGGAGAGGAAAUACCCAGGAGAGGUCACAACCCCGAGCUUCAAGGUCAAAUUUCAGCCCAAAGAUAGCAAGAAGGAGUUGCUCUCGUGUCCAACACCUGGCUGUGAUGGCAGCGGCCACAUCACUGGGAACUAUGCGUCCCAUCGCAGUCUGUCUGGGUGUCCUCUCGCUGAUAAGAGCCUUCGGUCCCUCAUGGCGGCCCACACCCCUGAACUCAAAUGCCCCACUCCAGGAUGUGACGGCUCAGGUCACAUCACAGGAAACUAUGCCUCACACAGAAGUCUCUCUGGGUGCCCGCGUGCCAAGAAAAGUGGAAUUAAAACUCCUACCAAGGACAACCAGGAGGACUCCGAGCUUUUAAAAUGUCCGGUGCCGGGCUGUGACAGCCUGGGCCACAUCAGUGGAAAGUACGCCACACAUCGUAGCGCUUACGGGUGCCCGCUGGCGGCCCGUAGACAAAAGGAGGGUCUUCUGAAUGGCACGCCAUUCAACUGGAAGGCCUUCAAGACAGAGGGUCCAACCUGCCCCACCCCAGGUUGUGAUGGCUCUGGACAUGCUAACGGAAGUUUCCUCACACACCGCAGCCUCUCAGGAUGCCCCAGAGCUUUGUAUGCUAAGAAGAAGGCCAAGUUCCCUACAGAAGACUAUCUGAGCACUAAGUUCAGAGCCAGUGAUGUUUUGGACAAUGAUGAGGACAUCAAGCAGCUCAACAAAGAGAUUAAUGACCUUAAUGAAUCCAACAAUGAAAUGGAGGCUGACAUGGUCAACCUGCAGACUCAGAUCUCCUCUAUGGAGAAGAACCUGAAAAGCAUUGAGCACGAGAAUAAGAUGAUUGAGGAGCAGAAUGAGGCUCUGUUCAUGGAGCUGUCUGGUCUGAGCCGAGCCCUCAUCCGCAGCCUGGCUAAUAUCCGUCUGCCGCACAUGCAGGAGCCAAUCACAGAGCAGAACUUUGACAGAUACAUCAGCACCCUGACUGACAUGUACACCAACAAGGACUGCUUCCAGAGCCCUGAGAACAAGGCUCUGCUGGAGAGCAUCAACAAAGCUGUGAAGGGCAUCAAGGUUUGAGGCUCCACACAUACAAAUGGAGAACGCAAACUGUCCCAAAGUGCAGAGAACGCGGUGGAGGUGGAGUCAGGAAGGAGAGAGGUUGAAAUGCUCUAUGAUAUAUCGAAAUAUGAUUCAAAAACAAAAAAAGGGAAUUCAGGUUAUUUAAGUAAAUGGCAACUUAAAAAAAAAUCAACCCAGGGAGCACUCUGUUAAAGAAAAGUGACGCGGACCAAAAUCCACAUCAUGCUGCUGCUGGGAUUCAAAGGAGGAACCAGAAGAAGAUCCAUGUUACUAGAAGCUGUAUCUGGGGGUUUAAAUAUACUGUAUGUUUACCUGUUGUCUCUUUUGUGUCCUUAACUGUUUUUCGGAGAGGGUUUCGCAACUGGUCAGUCAGUUUUUUAGCAUUUCUCCUCAGCCGGAACACUGAGACAGGCGAGGCUCGAGUAUUGCUCGCCAGAGCCCAGAGACAGGAAGAGGAGCACUAACUGGAGCAGAAGACUCCCACCGCCGCUGUCUCCUGUAGCAUUCUCUAUGGCAAGCAUCUGCAGCUCUGAAAAUCUCUGUGAUCCACAACCAUACUCGCACCACACCCCCCAGCAAUAUGAAGCAUGCACUAAACUGAAUGUGCGUUUGCUUGGUGGUAUUACUGCAGCGAUCAUCAGCGGGGAAAAAAAACCUCAUCGAGCAAGGUCGCGAGUGAGAUUAAACGCUGCAGCCCCCCCCCCCCCCCCCCC
Molecule: messenger RNA, 4972 nt
Organism: Pelmatolapia mariae (spotted tilapia)
Lineage: Eukaryota; Metazoa; Chordata; Actinopteri; Cichliformes; Cichlidae
Gene: myt1b
Product: myelin transcription factor 1b
Exons: 23
Coding region: 447-4256 (1269 amino acids)
Biological process (GO): regulation of transcription by RNA polymerase II
Cellular component (GO): nucleus
Molecular function (GO): zinc ion binding; DNA-binding transcription factor activity, RNA polymerase II-specific; RNA polymerase II cis-regulatory region sequence-specific DNA binding
Source: RefSeq, a predicted model, not a curated record